Homarus americanus (American lobster) is the source of this 1204-nucleotide messenger RNA. RefSeq names its product mitochondrial pyruvate carrier 1-like (gene Mpc1). The coding region runs from base 204 to 572 and encodes 122 amino acids. Gene Ontology annotation, biological process: pyruvate import into mitochondria. Gene Ontology annotation, cellular component: mitochondrial inner membrane. The transcript is spliced from 4 exons. The record is from RefSeq and is a predicted model, not a curated record. Lineage: Eukaryota; Metazoa; Arthropoda; Malacostraca; Decapoda; Nephropidae.
AGUCACAGCAACUGAACGUCAUACAAAUUCUGUACAAAUUUCUUUGAGACUCACUUCUCUCUACAGCUUUUUAACAUGCCAAGUACCGCCACGUAAAACAGAAGUAAAUAAUAAAAGUGAAAUUAAGUGUUGAAGGUUGAGGGAAGGGGACCGGCAUCACUUCUCUCACCAUUCUACAAAUAGUUGGUAUAUCCACUCCCACCAUGGCCGGGGCUCUCAUGAAGAAAGGGUUGGAUAUCCUCAAGAGUAAAGAAUUUAGGGGUUAUUUUAUGAGCACACACUUCUGGGGACCUGUUGCAAAUUGGGGAAUACCUAUUGCUGCCAUUGCUGAUACUAGAAAACCUCCAGAAAUUAUAAGUGGAAAAAUGACAAUUGCACUCUGCUUGUACUCGGCAAUAUUCAUGAGGUUUGCUAUUAAGGUCAUACCAAGGAACCUUCUACUCUUCAGCUGUCACUUCACUAAUGAAACGGUACAAAUUAUACAGGGUUGUCGUUUGAUACGGUACGAGUUCUUGGGAGGGAAGGAAGCUACGCAGAAAGAAGCCGCUGAUACCACAACAGUCGCCGUGUAAAUAGCGUGUACAGUAUAUAUAACUAGUAAUCUUCGGUGUCUUGAUUAUUAAUUUCUUCAAUUACUUACUCCCUGUUGAAGAAGUUUUAAGUUGUUAAGUUUAUCUGUGAUGGGUGUAGAACGUAACUAAUUUUGGUGGUAAAAUUUAAUGCACAGUAAUACUAAGUGCAGUAAUAGUUGUUUGUAUCAGGUUAAGAGUAUGCUAAAUUAUGUAUUGUAUUCUGGCUUGUUUUUCAGUUUUCCUCUGUACUACACUAGUUAGUAUGCUGUACAUUGAUAAAUUUUGUAAUAUAAAUCUUGUUAACAUAUAGUCUGUAUAUUUGUUGAUGUAAAUACUGUAUGAUGGUGUAGCUAUUGUAGGUGCAAGGGUAAAAACUUUAUCCACAGUUAUUUGUGCACUUGUAAACAUUUCAUAACUCUUCCAGCAUUAACAGAGCUAUUAUAUGUGGGAUAAUUACUUGCAUUACAGUACAGAAAAAGCAUAACUGUGUUUGUAGAUGAUAUAACCUGUACUUAUUGAUUACUAAUUCUAGGUAAUGUUGAAGUGUGGGUAGCUUUUAAUAUAGUCAAUUCCACAUGUUAUUUUGUAUGGGAUUGUACUGUAGAAGAUGCAUAAGAUAUACAUAUAUUAAU